This is a messenger RNA of Canariomyces notabilis, 884 nucleotides long. RefSeq lists its product as uncharacterized. The transcript is spliced from 3 exons. The record is from RefSeq and is a predicted model, not a curated record. NCBI's taxonomy places the organism in Eukaryota, Fungi, Ascomycota, Sordariomycetes, Sordariales, Chaetomiaceae. Bases 53 to 727 code for a protein of 224 amino acids.
ACAUGUAGCUUCGUUUUCGCCUCUCCACAACGCCCUCUAACGCUGUAUCACAAUGAAGGUGAUUGUCACGGGAUCCACAGGCUUGGUCGGUAGUGCCCUGCUACGGCAAUGCAUUGCCGAUGACAGAAUUACCAAGGUGUUUGCUUUGACGCGCAAGGCGUUGCCCGACGAGGUCGCCAAAAACCCGAAAAUCGCCGUCAUCAUCCACCAAGAUUUCUCCACGUACCCGGAAGGGCUACUGAGCCAGCUCGCCGGAGCCGAAGGCUGCUUGUGGGCGAUCGGCGGGAGGGCCGACCAGUUUCCCAACGUUGAGACGUACAAACGAGUGCAAGUGGACUACACGCUAGCCGGCGCGAAGGCGUUUUACGAGCAUCUAGCUCCUCAGCUGCCAGAGGGACGUCAGUUCCGCUUUGUCUUUUGUAGCGGAAAGUUUGCAGAGUGGGACCAGACCAAGCCCCUGAAGUUCAUGGCUGAUACUCGCCAUGUUAAGGGUCAAGUUGAGCAAGGUCUCUGUGAGAUUGCUGACACCGACAGGACUGGCCGCUUUGUCGUCUACUGCGCCCGGCCAAGUGGCAUCCUGCCGCCCAACGCCGGUCUUCCUGCCAGGCUCGCUGGCAAGCUGUACGCUGCCAUUGAUGCCGACCGUCUCAGUAAAGCGUUGAUCCGUAUCCUGCUGGAAGGUUACAAGGACAAGAUCAUUGAGAAUAACGUGCUUUUGGAACUUUGAGCGCUGUUUUUGCUCUCCCAAAUCUCUGGUGCUCUAUCUUGUCUUGGCGUUCCUAAUCUUCAUCUAAUCGCACACUACAUAGCUCGCGUGAGCUGAAACUUGGCCCAAGGAAACACCGGAUGUGGUCUAGAACUAGACCUCGGAAUCCUCAAUCAAC